This is a messenger RNA of Symbiodinium natans, 1353 nucleotides long. NCBI's taxonomy places the organism in Eukaryota, Dinophyceae, Suessiales, Symbiodiniaceae. The record is from the annotation of a GenBank genome assembly.
AUGGGAUUCGGCUCAAGUUUCUUGGAUCUUGCUCGAGCUCAGACUUCCAAGAUGAGUCCUGGGUUGCGUGACGAUAUGGAAGUUGGCUCCUCAUCAGAUGGCGAAAUCCGCCAGGCUUCCAGUCCGCUCGGAGGAAAGUUUCUUGUGAUGGCCUCAACCGUCCUAUUCCUGGCGGCCUUCAUGUUGGGUGCAUGUGCUGCUCUGCUCUUCCAAUCUUCGCUUCAUUCCUCGCCUCAUACUCGCUUGCGUGCCCUUGGCACCACAGCGCAGCUGGGAGAAGCACCAGAAGCACCUGCAGCACCUGUGUUGCCAGGACUCGGCGUGACGGGCCUUCCUGGAAACCCCAAACUCUAUGGCAAGAUCCCUGAGAAGACAAUCUGGUUUUACUAUGACAAGGGCUUCGACCCAAUGCCAAGCCGAAUUGUCGACCUGUGCAUCCAGUCCUUCUGUGCCAACAACCCUGAUUGGAACUUCGAGUUUGUCUCAGACAGCAACUUGCUCGACUAUGUGAGCGCGGACAUGCUACCAUCCGCAUUCUGGACAUGGCACCAGCCUGCCAACAAGAAGGACAUGGUCAUGGCCAACCUUCUAGCCCUCUACGGAGGAGUUGCUGUUGACUCGACGAUCAUCAACUUCAAGUCCCUGAAUGGUUUGUGGCAAAAGAUGCUGCAGGACGGAGCAGACGCUGUGAUUUACUGGUACAGAUUGGUUGAGCCUUGGGGGGCACCGGAUAGUGCCGCGGUGUGGUCCUUCAUGGCUCGUCGAGACACGGGCAUCUUCCGACGAUAUGCGCAGGACAUCAAGGCGAACUUUGGAGACGUGCUUGACGUCUCCCAGGCAGGGGGAAAUCCCUACCUCGCCUUCGGCAGCGGAAGCCUUGAGCCGAUCAUGGUCGAGGUCAAUGCUUCUCUUCCCCUUUGCAUGAAUGACCCGACGCUGACAGAGUAUAACAAGCAACGAUGCGCAACCAGUGCUGCCAAGUACCAUGCCGCCAGAAAUGGCAAUCUAAACAAUACGAAGGUUAUCCUGCUGGACCCAAACGACCGCCACAGUGGACCACAGCUAAACAUUUGGAAGCCGCUGUGCAUCAACAUGGCUGGAGAUUGCCCAACUCCGACCCGGCAAAAUUCAGCUGGUCUCUGGCAGGAGUAUGAAGAUCGUAAGAGUAACCCUUACUUUACCAUGAUCAAGCUCUUCGCAAGAGGGGGUACAUUCGCGCAGACUCACCCAGAGCUCUUGUUGCAGAAGAACAUGGAAGAGAACAUCUUCAGCGAGUGGUUCAAAGCUGCCGGGCUUGAGCCGGAUCAACCCAGCCGUUGCAAGGCAAAGAUGGAAAGGCAGGAAACAAAUUAA